Paramormyrops kingsleyae is the source of this 2875-nucleotide messenger RNA. The record is from RefSeq and is a predicted model, not a curated record. Lineage: Eukaryota; Metazoa; Chordata; Actinopteri; Osteoglossiformes; Mormyridae.
UAACGGCAUGUAAUUAUUAUUAAUCAUGGUUAGGUUAUCUACGUCAGGGCCCGUCAGUCUUACAGGCAACGUCAGCGGCCGCCAACUUCACUGCCAAAUUCUGAGGGGCGCCGACUUGCCAGCCGAUUUCACGUUGGCGUGGACGGGGGUGCCAGCGGUGAUGCUCGCCUAGGGCACCACAUCGACUAGGACCGGUACUGCGCAAAGUAAUACGUGGUCGAUACAAGGAAGUAAAUGCUUAAUGGAAAAAGCUGUUUACAUGAAAGUGGAACCAACAUAAACGUCGGCACUGAAGAAAACGGAGCUAGACGUGCCACACACCCGGGUCUCACACGGUGUGAGAAGCUUGGCGGCGCCGGCCAGACCAUGGAAGAGCUCAAGCUGGUUCUCAGUCCCACUGCACCCCCCCAACCAGACCGGCCUGCUGUCUCCACUGCCCCCACACAGGUUCCGACUGUGACUCUCCACGCUCCACAGGCUCUGCCGAUCAGAACUACGCCCCCAUCAAUCAAAGUCACGCCCCCCUAUGUUAAAGUCACACCCCCGCCAUACAGACCCAUGCCCCCCCAGCGCAUCCCUGGUGACCCUGCGGCCCCUCGCCCCCCCUCCUUGCACCAGCUGCCCAUCGCACCGGCGCCCAUCCAGCCCCAGUCCCUCGACGACCCUGAAGGCCCUGCAGCUGCUGAAAGCACUGGUGCAGGAGUCCGAGCUGAUCCCCAAGAGGAGAGCGCCAGACCUGGAGGACGAGCCCGAGCCACCAGUGAAGAUCCAGAGCCCUCCCCCAAGUCUUCCUCCGUCUCCAUGCCACGUCGGGGGCCCGCAGAUCCCAGCAGCUGAGCUGGAGCAGACCCUCAGGGAUUGCCAGGCUGGACACAAGGAGCUUUGUGCAGAGGAGUCGGUGGAAGGCAGCAAUGCCCCCCCCUUGGCCAGUGCAGGGUCAGAUGGACCCAGGGAAGACCUCCCCAACCCCUCAGCUGCUCCCUGCAUACCUUGCAUGAACUCAGACGCUAGCAGCCCCCCCGUGGAGCGGCCCGUGAGCCCCCUGUAUCCAGACAGCACACCCUACCCUCUCCGGCACACGCCAGUGAGGUGUGCCAGCCAAUCCCCCACUGCCAGCCUCCCCGGGGGCCCCGAGAGGGAGUCCCCGCAGGCCGUCGUCAGGCCCCAGAUCCUCACCCACCUUGUGGAGGGCUUUGUCAUCCAGGAGGGCCUAGAACCUUUCCCGGUGUCCCGCUCGUCCCUGAUGGUUGACCAGCUGGCCCAGGAGGCAGCCGACAACUACCCAGGUGACCCGCCAAUGGACGUGGAUGAAGUGGAGAACUCGGAUGUGGAUAGCGCUGCCACAGAUGACCUGGACAAGCUGCUGUGUGAGUUCUGUGGCAAGCGGGGGCCCUCACACUCCUUCCUGCGCUCCCAACGAUUCUGCUCCCUGCAGUGCGUCCGAGGGUUCAACAUGGCAUAUUCCAAGCGCAUGAACGCGCUAAAGGCCAAGAAGAUGGGCCGCUGGACAUCACGCACAGAGGGGAGGCGCAGCCGCCAGCCCAACACGCCGGAGGGAGGCCACGGAGAGCGCUACCAUCAGGCACCUAACCAGUACGGUGCCACCAGCCCGUUUCCAAAGGAGGCCACGGCAGAGGAAGUAGAGAAGACGUCCAUCCCAAUGACAACAAGACUGCGUCGCCAGGUGGAACGUCGGCCAUUGCGCGCAAGGGCCAAGUCAGCUCCUGAUUGGGUCGACAGAUCAGCACUGGCUGCCCCGACCGGCAGCCCUGGCCUGUGGACCGUGGACCAAGUGUGGGCCUUCAUACGCUCCAUGCCAGGUUGCCAAGACAUCGCAGAGGAGUUCCGUUCGCAGGAGAUCGAUGGCCAGGCUCUGCUGCUCCUGACCGAGGAUCACCUGAUGGGGGCUAUGAAGCUGAAGCUGGGACCAGCCCUGAAGAUCCAUGCCCGCAUCAGUGACUUGAAGGGCCCCUAGUCCCACCCCUAGUCAUGCCGAACACGGCCACACCCCCAAGCACAGGUGUCCCCUGAGUCCUGUGUCACAUGACCCUGCCUUGAAUGGAGAAGCACUGUCUGAAGUCUGCAAGAUGCCAUGUUUGCUGCUCACUGGUUUAUCAGAUGUAAAAACCCCAAAACCAUCUCAGACCGCAAGCUACAAAUUAAUGAAGCAGUGACUCCAGUGAGUGAGACAGGCCAAAUUAAAGAAGCAGUGACUCCAGUGAGUAAGACAGACCAAACAAAUGAAGCAGUGAUUCCGGUGAGUGAGACAGACCAUACUAAUGAAACAGUGACUCCGGUGAGUGAGACAGACCAAAUUAAUGAAGCAGUGACUCCAGUGAGUGAGACAGGCCAAACUAAUGAAGCAGUGAUUCCAGUGAGUGAUACAGACUUUCUGGCCACUAGUCAGGCGCAUCAUCUCUAUAGAUACGUAGACUGAACAGCUUCACAGGGCUGCCUAAUACAGCCAUUUUUUGCUCAUGUUUCGAAAAAUCUCCACCCAAAGACAGCCAUUCAAACAAGUUUUAUAUUUGUUGCAUAUUAUCUUUUCGUUUUAAUAUCAACUAAACUUUAAGCUAGGCAAAGGGUUGCAAUAAUGAUAACUAAUCAUACUGUUUACCUAAAAAAUAACUAAGUAUUUAAGUUGUAUUUAUAAUUCUAAUGGAAGUGGAGUUUAUUUUUACAGCCUUAAGAGUGACGUAAUUCAUUGAGGAAGGUUCACCAGCCUAUGGAGGAAAUGACAGUGUGUUCAGUGGGAAUCCCACACUUUAAGCACAGGACCAAACAACCAAAAAUUUCUCAAAAAAAUGGUUUAAAACUGUAGAAUUGUUUCUAUUACUUAAAUUCUGAAAUAAAGUAUGUGGCACUUUGAAAGUUU